AUGUCUCUGUUCGGCUCCUCGCCGACGGAACCGGCGCCGCUCGAGGCCAAGUCGCUCUUUGGCGACGAGCCCGCCGCUGCUACAUCGGCCUCCUCUCUCUUUGCCGAUGAUGAGGGCGAAUCACCAUGGUCGAUGCCAGCGCCCAAGAGAGUCGCCCGGCAAAACUUGGUCAAGAAUCUCCUCCCAGCCACCGAUGUCCCGGAGUACUAUGUCGAUGCCUACGAUCUCGUCCUCCACGCGAACGAACGAACCGGAGUGGGUAUUAGCUUGGGCGCAGUGGUGAAGGUCCUAGAAGGCAGCAACCUAGAGAAGCAAGAGCAGCAUAAGAUACUCGACUUCGUGAUACCCGGAGGCCGGGAAAGUGCAAAUGGAGUGGGCAGGAGCGAGUUCAAUGUCCUUCUCGCUCUCAUUGGGCUGGGACAAGAGGGCGAGGAUAUCACCCUUGACGGUGUUGAUGAAAGAAGGCGGAAUUUGCCCAUACCGAAAGUGAGCUCUAUCGAUCACUUGCGCUCCAUGGCUCCGACUCAGACUAGCUCUCCCCAAGCCGCCAAAGCUACGCCCGUGAAACCACAGAAGAGUCGGCAGGAUUCAUUUGGAGGCGAUCUGACAUCGGAUCCUUGGGCCAGUCCGUCGAAUAGCCGGGUGCCGCCUCCCUCGACGGCCGCCCACACAAUGCCAGCCAACGGUAGUGCGAACAGCAUUGUUGAAGGCGUCCCGGACGGCGUGACGAGGACGACGAGUACUUUCACUACAAGAGGCGAUCCAUCGAGCGGUAGCACAGGCUCGCCUCAUGAGAACUCUUCAACCAGUGCUGGCGUUGGUUGGAACAGCUACAAUGGCAGCUCGGCCGGCUUCGCAUCGCAGCCAACACUUGGAGGUGGAUUUGGUGAUCCAGGAGAUGACCAACCCGACCCUCCGAGGCACAGCGCGCAUGGUUCUGUCUCUCAAAGCAUCACCAUACCGCCCGGGACCGGUGAGAGUGUCACAGUGACCAUGCUGCCCGAAAAGGAAGGCGUAUUCCUCUUUCAACAUCACAAUUACGAGGUCAAAUCUAAUAGAAGAGGGAGUGCCGUCGUCAGGCGAUAUAGCGACUUUGUUUGGCUGCUCGACUGCUUACAGAAGAGAUACCCUUUCCGGCGGCUGCCUUUGUUGCCUCCGAAACGAGUACAAGCCGAUGCAGCGGUCUUCCUUGAAAAGAGAAGACGUGGCUUGGUCCGAUUUGCCAAUGCAGUCGUGCAGCAUCCAGUCUUGAGCCAGGAGACUCUGGUGGUCAUGUUCCUGACCGUCCCAACCGAACUUGCCGUGUGGCGGAAACAAGCCACGAUAUCCGUACAGGAAGAGUUCACUGGCAAAUCCCUGCCUCCUACUUUAGAGGACAGCUUGCCGCCUUCCCUUCCCGACCUGUUCGAGCAAGUUCGCGGCGGAGUAAAGCGAUCGGCGGAGAUCUACAUCAACCUAUGCGUCUUGCUGGAACGGCUGGUGAAACGCAACGAAGGACUCGCCGCAGACAAUGCCAAAUUCAGCUUCGCAUUGUCUCAUCUGACGGAAUUUACGAAUAAUACUUAUGCCAUUGACACGAAUGACGUCCCUCUCUUGAAUGAGGGCAUCACCUCAACCGCGAAACAUCUGGCUACCGAGCAGACGUUGCUAGAUGACGAGGCCAGAUCGUGGGAUUCUGGGGUGCUGGAAGACUUCAAAGCCAUCCGCGACCAUUAUGUUUCCAUGCGUGACAUGUUCGACCGGAGGGACCGGUACGCUCGCGACAACAUUCCUCAACUGGAGAGACGCAUCGAGGCAUCAGAACACAAGCUUCAACAGUUGCGCCAAAAGCCGCCCGGCCAGGUGAAGCCAGGUGAAAUCGAGAAGGUGGAAAACAGCAUCAUCUCGGACAAAGAGAGCAUUGUCCAGCAACAUGCCCGCGGCGUGCUCAUCAAGGAGUGCGUGAGGGAUGAGAUAGUGACUUUCCAAUCCACGAUAUAUGCGAUCAGCCGGUUACAUCAAGACUGGAGUCAAGAGCGAGUCAAGUACGCUGAACUCCAGGCGAGCAACUGGAGGCGUUUGGUGGAUCAGGUUGAGAGCAUGCCGGUGGGAGAAUAA
Molecule: messenger RNA, 2097 nt
Organism: Capronia epimyces CBS 606.96
Lineage: Eukaryota; Fungi; Ascomycota; Eurotiomycetes; Chaetothyriales; Herpotrichiellaceae
Exons: 4
Coding region: 1-2097 (698 amino acids)
Biological process (GO): retrograde transport, endosome to Golgi; protein targeting to vacuole
Cellular component (GO): endosome
Molecular function (GO): phosphatidylinositol-3-phosphate binding
Source: RefSeq, a predicted model, not a curated record